CUAAAUUUAGACUAUUACCUGUAUUUCAAAGAAAUGUGUUUGGUCAUAUCAGCUGCGAAACAUGGACCCAGGAGAUCAAGGAAAUAGAUGUAGAGCAAGCGAGAACAGGUGUGACUGUAGAGACUGUAAACCUCACCAUUCCCUUGAACCUUACAAUACAUACACUGGCUCUGAAAUUCCCUCUUCUUAUUCCCAUCUUCAUCCUGAUUAUCCUGAUCCAACAUUGGAACAAGGGUGUUGUACCUGUUAUAAGUAUAAGACUUCCACUGCAAAAAGCCAACCCCUACUAACUACAUCAGACUGCUCAAGGGAAAUCACCAGGUCUCGGACUUGGUCAUUUUCUAGUUUUUACAGCAAUCCCAGAAGAUCGACGAUAACCGAUGGAAGAAAGCCAAUUAUUUAUUUGACAUUUUCUGAUAAAAGUAGGAGACACACACUUGAUAUUAGGAAAUUGUGUGAAGAAUUGAAGCAUUCUCUUGAGUUUUCUGUGAAAUGUGAUAAUUAUACUGCCUUAAGAAAAGUAGGAGAACUAAAUAUUUAUAGUUGGAGAGACAAAAACUACGAAGAAGCUAAAUGGAUACUGUUCUGUAUUUCUCCGGAAUACAGUAACGCAUUGAAAGCAGGCGAGUGCAAUAAUCCAGUGGCUGAAAUAGAUGAACAAGAACAAGGCAUCAUCUACAUUCAUAACAUUGCAAGAGCAGAGUUUCAGCAAAAUGGCAGCAAAAACUUUCGAAUGAUACCUUUAAUUUUUACAAAGACUAAGGCAUCUAAGGAGAAUGUUCCGAAAUUUCUAAAAUCCUCUCCGUAUUUUUUGUUUCCAGAAGAUAAAGAGGAUUUGUUUCAGUUAUUAAGUCCACAAAGACAGCAAUGACAGUUAGUUAAAGAAAUGAAAUUUUACAUCACUCUGA
Saccostrea cuccullata (small rock oyster) is the source of this 908-nucleotide messenger RNA. RefSeq lists its product as uncharacterized. NCBI's taxonomy places the organism in Eukaryota, Metazoa, Mollusca, Bivalvia, Ostreida, Ostreidae. The coding region runs from base 62 to 871 and encodes 269 amino acids. The transcript has 3 exons. The record is from RefSeq and is a predicted model, not a curated record. Gene Ontology annotation, biological process: humoral immune response; positive regulation of canonical NF-kappaB signal transduction.